UGUUUGUUGUGGUUGUUCUUUCGUGUAGUCGUCGUUCAAGUUUUGUGAGGUUGUACCAAGUAUUUUCAGCAGUGGCCAAAAUGUCUAGAAGCAUAGUCUUAGCUGUUGAUGGCAGUAACAUUGCAGAAAUGGCAUUUUGCUGGUAUUUGAGCAAUCUUUAUCGUGAUGGCGACGAAGUGAAUGUCAUUUGUGUUCAUGAUAUGUCCGAAGUUGAAGUGCCUUACAUUUUAGGCCCCGAGCCGAUAGUUAUCCCAGACACAUACGAAGAAGCGAUACGCGAGAGCUACGAAAAGAGCAAGAAAUUGCUUUCUGAAUACAAAAAACGGUUAGAGGAAAAGUCAGUGAAAAGUGUAGGCCAUUUGAGAACUUCGCAUGGUUCUGCAGGAUCGGAAAUUUGUAAAUUGGCAGAGGAAUCAAAAGCUGAUUGUAUUGUGAUGGGUUCACGUGGCCUUGGAACGAUCAGACGCACAUUUUUAGGCAGCACAAGUGAUUAUGUGCUUCACCACUCGGAUUGUCCAGUCCUGAUAUGGAAGCAACAUCAUGCCGUAAAAGCCUGAAAAAUAUGACACUGAAGUUGACAAUUUAAAUUAUCUCUUAUAAUCGAAAGAAUUUAAAAUCUUCUAAUAUGUAUUUUUAGGAAGAGAUAUGUAUCGUUGCAACAAAGGUUUAAUCUAUCAGAACUUGAUGAAUAAAGAAA
Messenger RNA from Rhopilema esculentum, 697 nucleotides. The record is from RefSeq and is a predicted model, not a curated record. NCBI's taxonomy places the organism in Eukaryota, Metazoa, Cnidaria, Scyphozoa, Rhizostomeae, Rhizostomatidae.